AUGGCUCCUCGAACUUUCAAAAAGAUGGUCAUUGCCAUCAGUGGCACUUUUGCCGGAUACAAGCAGGCGGAGAUGAGGCUGACCCUUUUCCUCCUUCCAGCGGACAUCAAAGCUCUCGUGGAGGAGCAAGGCGCCACUUUCAGCUCUUCGGUCACUGAUCAGUGUACACAUCUUGUCACCACUGAAAAAGAUGCAGAGAAAAAGGGCAUCAAAUACCAAGCUGCCUCUAAGUCUGUCAUUUGCCAGGUUGUCUCGCUCGACUGGCUACUUGAUUCUGUUGAGAAAAAAAAGCCGAUCGCUGAGAAGGCUUAUCUGCUGGGUGCGGCCGAUGCUGCUAAUGGCCCUGAUAGCAAGCAAGAUGACAAGAAAGUUAUCAAAAAGGCCAACGGAAAGGCCAAAGUACAGGCAACCGACAAGAACGGCAACGGUGUUGUUGACAGUCAGGAUGCCAAGGAAGAUGACCAGAAAGAUGCGAAAAAGGCUAGCAAAAAGAGUGGAACUGGAAAUGCCAGUAAGAAGCGAGUUAUUAAGGAGGAAGACGACGAAGAACCCGCGGAUGAAUCAAAUAAAAAGCAAAAGGACUCCCAAAAGGCCAGUUUCAAACAAUUGAUUGUCCCCGUGGAUGAAGAAUUCAUGUCGUGCAAGCAUGCUUUCAAUAAUCCCCAGGUCUACAUUGAUGGAUCGGGCUUGAUUUGGGAUGCGACCUUGAACCAGACCGUCGCAGCCGCCAAUAAUAACAAGUUCUACCGAAUUCAGAUUCUCGCCCGUGCAGAUGGCAAGACCUAUGUGACUUGGACCCGCUGGGGGCGAGUUGGUGAGCAUGGCCAGUCCGCAUGCUUGGGUGAUGGCUCGCUGCAGGACGCAAAGAAGCAAUUUUUGAAGAAGUUCAAAGACAAAUCUGGCCUAUCAUGGGAGAACCGCCUCGAUGCUCCGAGGAACAACAAGUACACCUUCCUGGAGCGGAACUACGAAGAAGAUGAUGAGGAGGAGGAGGAGAAGAAGAAGAAGAAGCAAGAUGAAAAGUCAGAGAAGAGUGUCAAGCUGGAGCCUGGCGAGAACAAGCCACCGGUGGAGAGCAAGCUGGAGAAACCCCUUCAGGAUCUGAUGUCCUUCAUCUUCAACCAGCAGCACAUGAAUUCUGCCCUUGAGUCGAUGUCCUAUGAUGCCAAGAAGCUGCCCCUGGGUAAGCUGAGCGAAAGGACUCUGAAGGCUGGUUUCUCUGUUCUUAAAGAAUUGGCCGAACUGCUUGUCGAUCCAACCCUCUCGUUUUCUAAGUACAGCAUGAAUCUCGGAACCGCCCAAGAGCACCUGAGCAACCGCUACUUCACUACGAUUCCCCACGUCUUCGGCCGCAAUCGACCCCCUGUCUUGAACUCCGAUGCGAUGAUCAGGAGAGAGGUUGAGCUUCUGGAGGCAUUGACGGACAUGGAUGUUGCCAAUGAGAUCUUGAAGGACUCAAAAGAGGCGGACGAGAUCCACGCUCUGGAUCGCCAGUUCCAGAGCCUGGGAAUGGAGGAGAUGACACGCCUCGAACCCCGAUCAACCGAGUUCAGCGAGCUGUCUGAUUACUUGUGUAAUUCCCGCGGCGCAACCCACAAUCUCGAAUACAAGGUUAUCGAUAUCUUUCGUAUCGAGCGCAAAGGUGAGACAGACCGUUUCACAAACUCUUGUUUCGCAAACCUCCAGAACAGCGACCGUCGUCUCCUUUGGCACGGAUCUCGCAGCUCGAACUUCGGUGGUAUUCUCAGCCAAGGCUUGCGUAUCGCGCCACCGGAGGCACCCGUCAAUGGCUACAUGUUUGGGAAAGGCGUGUAUCUCGCGGACACGUCCAGCAAGUCUGCCAACUACUGCUGCCCUUACAACAGUGGAAACAUGGGUCUGCUCUUGCUGUGCGACGCCGAGCUGGGUGAUCCCAUGCUCGAGCUUCGUGACAGCGACUACAUGGCGGGUGAGAAUGCGAAGAGCCAGGGGAAGAUUGCUACGCUUGGCAUGGGCACGAGUAUUCCCGGUGGAUGGAAGGAUGCCGGGGAUGUGAACGCUGCCUUGAAGGGGGUCAAGAUCCCGGACGUUGGUAUUGGGUCGAGCGAGCGGAAGGACGACCAGCAUGUGUGGCUACAGUACAACGAGUACAUCGUGUAUGAUAUUGCUCAGAUCCGCCAGCGUUACCUGUUCUACGUUCAUAUGCGCUGA
Messenger RNA from Penicillium canariense, 2190 nucleotides. RefSeq lists its product as uncharacterized. Gene Ontology annotation, molecular function: NAD+ poly-ADP-ribosyltransferase activity. The record is from RefSeq and is a predicted model, not a curated record. The transcript has 6 exons. Bases 1 to 2190 code for a protein of 729 amino acids. NCBI's taxonomy places the organism in Eukaryota, Fungi, Ascomycota, Eurotiomycetes, Eurotiales, Aspergillaceae.